UGGUGGAAGUCAAUGGUUCCCGACGUGCGCGCGUUCUGCGAAAGUUGUGUGACUUGCCGUCGAAGUAAACCUAAUAAUCAGAAGCCGUAUGGGUUGCUGAACCCACUGCCAGUACCGGCUCAGCCCUGGGAGGCUAUCGGGAUCGAUUUUGUUGGGCCACUACCUGCCUCAAAGGAUCGUGACUCCUCUUAUGACGAAAUCACUGUGAUAAUCGACUUACUGUCGGGGCGUGUCCAUUUGGUGCCCAGUAGGCAAGACUAUCGUGCGAGAGACAUCGCCGAGCUCGUUUUUGCAGAAAUCUAUAGGCUGCAUGGGCUGCCUCGGCGGAUCGUGAGUGAUCGAGACGUCCUGUUUACAAGUACCUUUUGGCAACAUCUGAAUAAGAUGUUAGGGGUCAAAUUGUCC
Messenger RNA from Punctularia strigosozonata HHB-11173 SS5, 405 nucleotides. Its product is annotated as retrotransposon protein Ty3-gypsy sub-class. The transcript has a single exon. Gene Ontology annotation, molecular function: nucleic acid binding. NCBI's taxonomy places the organism in Eukaryota, Fungi, Basidiomycota, Agaricomycetes, Corticiales, Punctulariaceae. Gene Ontology annotation, biological process: DNA integration. The record is from RefSeq and is a predicted model, not a curated record. The annotation marks the transcript as partial.